UGUCCUGUGUUUUGAAUUGCAGGUACUGUUCAGUGCUGUGCGACUGCUGACAGCCAAGGACAUAACAGACAGUCAUCCAAACAAUGAUCAAACUAUAAAUCUGUCUGCCAUCAGAAACCUUGGAAAGAAGAAAUCGUCUACAAACACAUCUCACACAACAGAUUAAAAACGUAGCAACCAUGUUGUUGGUCCUCGUGGCUUUUCUGUUUCUCUGCACUGCCCACCUGCCACUUGACUCUUCCGCCCUUCCCUUUGAGCAAAAAGGAUUCUGGGACUUUGACAAGGACAUUGAUAUGAAAGAGCUGAUGAUGAUGAUGAAGGACGAGGAAGAAGGGUCAGCUGUGGAUCCUUACCAACCGGAACAUCCUACAUGCCCAUUUGGCUGUCGGUGCGACCUCAGAGUCGUACAGUGCUCGGAUUUAGGUUUAGGUUACGUGCCAUAUGAUAUUCCUAAAGACACACUGCUGUUGGACCUGCAGAGCAACAGGAUCACAGAGAUCAGGGAGGAAGAUUUUAAAGGAAUGACCAACCUCUAUGCGCUGGUGUUAAGAAAUAACCAGAUCUCCAAAGUUCAUCCUAAGGCAUUCCUCCCUUUGAAGCGUUUGCAGAAGUUAUACAUCUCGCACAACCUUCUGACUUCCAUCCCCGAAAACCUUCCUCCAUCCCUUGUGGAGCUGCGUAUCCAUGACAAUCAUAUCAAGAAGGUGCAGGCAUAUAGCUUCUCGGGCCUCCACAACAUGCAUGUCAUUGAAAUGGGUCGUAAUCCACUCCAGAACAGUGGUUUCGAACCUGGAGCAUUUGUGGACCUUAAACUUAACUACUUGCGCAUUUCUGAAGCCAAACUCACCGGAAUCCCAAAAGACCUCCCCAGUAGUCUUAAUGAGCUUCAUUUGGACAGUAAUCAGAUUCAGGCCAUAGAGUUGGUGGAUCUCAGCCAGUACACCCAGCUUCAGAGGUUGGGACUUGGCAGUAACCAGAUUCGCCACAUUGAGCAUGGUGCUUUGUCUUACCUCACCGACCUGAGAGAGCUGCACCUUGACAACAACCGUCUGUCCAGUGUGCCCAGUGGACUGCCUCAUUUGAAAUAUCUGCAGGUUGUCUACCUCCAUUCAAACAACAUCACUAAUGUUGGGGCGGAUGACUUCUGCCCUACGGGUUUUGGGAUGAAGAAGGUGUUCUACAAUGGCAUCAGUCUCUUUGACAACCCAAUCAGGUAUUGGGAGGUGCAGCCCGCUACCUUCCGCUGUGUCAGUAACCAGAUGGCUGUACAGUUUGGCAACCACAAGAAAUAAAA
Carassius auratus (goldfish) is the source of this 1294-nucleotide messenger RNA. RefSeq names its product biglycan-like. Bases 180 to 1292 code for a protein of 370 amino acids. Lineage: Eukaryota; Metazoa; Chordata; Actinopteri; Cypriniformes; Cyprinidae. The record is from RefSeq and is a predicted model, not a curated record. The transcript has 8 exons. Gene Ontology annotation, molecular function: protein binding.